Colias croceus (clouded yellow) is the source of this 6282-nucleotide messenger RNA. RefSeq lists its product as uncharacterized. The coding region runs from base 207 to 2657 and encodes 816 amino acids. NCBI's taxonomy places the organism in Eukaryota, Metazoa, Arthropoda, Insecta, Lepidoptera, Pieridae. Gene Ontology annotation, molecular function: DNA binding; nucleosome binding. Gene Ontology annotation, cellular component: nucleus. The record is from RefSeq and is a predicted model, not a curated record. The transcript is spliced from 10 exons.
GUUGCUUGCGUGUAAAAAAGUUAGAUGAAAAUAAUUGCAAUUGGAAUUUGGAAUAGAAUUUUAAAAAAUAUGAAUUCAAAAUUGUUAAUACAAAAUGUAGCGUUUUCUAUGAUUUGUUACAUGCUAAAUUAAUAGUCAUAUGAACAUUAAGAUCAAGAGUAUGAUCUGUAAACAGGACUGAUUAUUGUGUUCAACAAAAUUCCAAAAUGGUGAUACAGCGAAGUGCUAAUGUAAAUGAAUCGUCUACUACAAAUCCUAAUUCAGAAUCGAAUCCAAAUACUUCUUGGAGUGUCCAGGGACCAAAGACGUUAAAUAUACGCAUGACUGCCAAUAUGCAGGCUAAACCGCCUAUCACACGGCAAAUAGCCAUAAACACCUUAGCAGCUAUGCAUCGUAGAUUCAGUCUACCAGGUCCCGUGCAACCCCAUUCCAGACCUAUUGCCGAGUUUCGUGCUAGUGCGAAUAAAUCUCUUGAUAUGUUGCGACAAACCAUACAGUCAGCGGUAACUCGGGAAAUAGAUCAAGUCAUAAAGAAAUACCUGGAGAAAUUCUUUGUCCCUGCGGUGAAUAAUAUUAGAUUGAAUCUAGGCGAUGAGUCAGUUAGUGAAGAUCAGGUGCGAGCAGUUUGCAGAGCUAUGCUGGAUGCCACCCGUUUACUAUAUACUACCCCACCUAGAACAUUCCAAACAACACAAGAAACAACUGAUGAAGCAAGCCAAAAUAUAGAAAACAAAUUCAGUAAAUAUACUAGUGGCACUUCACAAAAUAAGAGGAAGGAGAUGGAGCUUGAAUUGGAUUUAAAGACCAAAAAAAUAAAGCAAGAGGAGGGUAGUGAUAGUGGUCGCUCUUCACCAAUAAUGUCUCCCGCAAUAAGAGACCCUGAUAAGUGGAACCCAGCUAGACUUACUCAGGAUACACUUUUUAUUAUGGGGUCACAUGCUCAUAAGGUACUUGGGCUUGGCAACUCUCGUGGUCGAUUGUACACUAGACAUGCUGGUCUCUUGAGGUAUCCCGCUGACAGCGCUGACAAAGAAUGGAUUGCCAGCCACAAUCUUGUUAAUGCUGUUGGUGGAAAAACUUAUAUCAUGGUCUUAGAAGAUAUAGAAGAGCUUGCUACUAGCGAUGCUUAUAAACAUAAUUCAUUGCCUCUACUUGGCGAAUUAACUGGGUUCAGAGUUCCACCUUUUAUGCUUAGAAAGAUAAAGGCGUAUGUGCUAAAAAGGGCUAUGAGUGGAGACUUAACUAAUGCGGAUAGUCCACAACCUUCCACCAGUAAUAAUCAAGAAGAUAAAUUUAAAAUAGAAGACAUAAAGAUCGAAGCUCAUGAUGAUUUCGAUUCGGCAAAUUUUAAUGCUAGCCAGUAUAUGAAUAGCUCGGAUGGCGCAGGUGUUUCCCAUGCUAAUGAUUUCGCGGACAUUAAAGUCGAGGAUAUUGAUGAUAUUAAAGUAGAUUCAAUCAAAAUGGAGGAUUUAGAUGAUAUGAAAGUUGAUGGAAUCAAAGUAGAAGAUUUAGAGGCGAAUGGAAUUAAAGUUGAAAACAUUGACGAUAUUAAUGUUGACACUAUAAAAGUCGAAGAUAUUAAAUUGGAAAAUGAUGAUGCGUUUGAUAUGUGUAAACAAUCAGAUAAUGAUGAAAGUAGUCUAGUUGAUGGCUUAUUGGAGGCAGAUAUCGAAUUCCUGAGUCGUAAUUUAGGCAAUAUCGAGAGUGAUGCAGAUGCUAGAAAAACUAUUGAGAAUCUCACUGGAGCUAAUCCAGAUACUAUCACUUUGGUUGGAGAUGAAUUUGAUCUUGGGAGCACACUCAAUACUAAUUUUUCAGGCAGCCAGAACACAAAGUGCAUAACAGUGGCGUCAACAACGAGCGGCAUGAUACACAGCGUACCUGUAGCUCAUAUAUCAGCUCCACGUAUAACUGGCAGUACCGUGCACUACUACACCAGUUCUGGUAUACAGGGUGCUCAGAGAACGGUACAUCACUUGCCGCAAGCUACAGUCACUAUACAGAGCAUACCAGGCUCCACUUCGCAGAUGAUAAGGGGCAUACCAUACAACGCGAAAUCCGGUACCAUCAGCACAGUGAUGUCACAAGGCACCGCCAACACGAUCAUCGGCUUCGGCACCCGGACGUCCAACGCGACUAUAAUCAGCACUCCCACACAAUACGUGAACGUUACUUCCAAGUCAUUUCCGACCGGUAACAUUCUCCAUAACGCUAUCAUGUCCAAUAUAGGCAACAAGAAUAUAGGAAAUAACGCGACUCCAGGAAUUUCUUUCAACGUAACGACCGUCCAACCACCUACAACGGUGGCUAAUAAUAAAUGCGACUUUGACACAAUUUCUACUACGAAAGACAUGAUAGAUAACGCGUGUAACUCUUCAGUUAUGUUGAAGAAAGUGUUGACCCUGGGUAGUACGGGUUCUGCCAAAUCAUUUAUUAUGCACAAUACCCAAAAGGUUCUGUCCACUGGUUUCGCUACCGGUUCUACUCCUCCCCCUAAUGUUACAAUUGUUAGCUCCGGUUCGAGCGGCAUGUUGAAUAACGGUAUGGGCAAUUCGAACAUUGUCUGUCCAACUUCAGGCAAUUUGAGUGCGACACACGCUACUUUAUCCGCUCUGUUGUCGACCAGUGCUGAAAAUAACCAGGCAAGUAAGAAUUAAUUAUUUCCGAAUUAGUUUUAACACUCCAAGAUCGAUAAAUAUGUUUAUUGUUUAGUACAUAACUAUUUCAAGUUUCUUACACACACUAAAGUAUAUUUUUGGAAAAUAGAUGUGAUAUUUAAUUAUGUACUUGAAAUGUAGAGUUUAGUGAAAUCUCAAAUGAAUGAUUUGAGAUUAAAAUUUGACAAUCAUGUGUUAUAUGGGUUUGACGUACCCGUUUAUAUUACCAAUUUUUUCAAGACUACAUUAUAAAUUAUUAUAACGAUUUUAGUGCAAAAUCGUGAAAUUUAGAAGUUAGUCCACUAACGUUAGGAGAAUUUGUAGUUGAUCUUAUUUUCAAAUAGUUUAAAUGUGACUUUCUGUCCACUUAAUUGUAUUUGAUGUACUUAAAGUUCCAAGUUCCAACCAUAUACCCUAGUACAUCUUUAAUGUAAAGUGUGUUCACUCAUUAUUUAUAGUUAGUGUUAGUUUGCAGAUUAAAUGUUAUAAUUGAUUUAUUAUUUCGUCUGAAAUAAUAAGACUAUUAUUAUAGGUACGAAAACUAUUAUCUACCUCGUUAGGUUACCUGACUGUUUUAUAAUUUUGUUUAGAUAAGCGUUAUUUUUAUAGAAAUUAGCAUAUUUGUGUUAACGUUAAAAGUGUGUUUCGAAAUGGUUGUAGGAUAUAUGUAUUAUUUUUUUAUUUUGCAGAAGCGAUUGUACCUAUUAGUUAUUUGGUAGCAUUUAUGCCUUAUUUAUGUAUUUCUAUUAUUUAAUUUAUUUUAACUUAAUACAUUAUUGAGUAUUAAUUCAUACUUUGCUCUUAAAUGUGUCUUUGUGAAUUUAUAUUCUGAUAUACUUUAGAGUAGGAAAAUUACUAUAGCUGAAGAAUUUCAAUGCCAAAAACUUCUUGGAAGUUAUUUCUUUUUAUCUUGUUACUUGAUACCUGUUAUAGCUUACAUGCUAGUGAAGAUUCAAUCUCUCAUUUGCAUUUGAUUGUACACUGUGAUUUAUUCGCUGUAGGAGUUUUUGCCCUUUUGAAAAGUUUUGCUUACUCUGUGCCAUUAAAAGUAAAGUCAUGUAGGUAAUUAAUAUUAUUUCUUUAUUAUUGUUGCAAAGAGUAAAUAGGCCUAACUGUAAUGCACCCUUUUGCCAUUAGCGUAGGUUCAAUUAGUUCGUUGUUUGUUGUAUAUGGAAUGCAAUCCAGCAUUCGAAAAAUAGGAAUAAGCAUUAUUUUAAUACAAAAAAACGAAUCGUUUUGUCUCUUAAAAAUCUCGAGUCUAUACAGACACAUAACAGGGAAAAAGCCAUAUAGAGCGGAGUCUGAAAGUUUGAAGUAUUCUUAAUGAAUUAUUAAUAUUAAUAUUAUAAUGUAAUUAUUUAUUAGUUAUUGUUAUUUAUUUUAUUUGUAUUGAGGACGUGUUCGCUUAGCUUUAAUAUCUCGAUUCUCGACUGAUGAAAAACAUGUAUUUUGUUAUUUCGUAUUUUUGUGUGAUCAAGGCUGUGCUUUAUAUGUUAAGAAAAACCUAUACGCGUUUAUUUAUUUUUGUUGUUGAUUGAGUUGUGUUUGUCAUUUUAUCGUGUUUAAGUUUUUUUGUUUUUUAAUUCGUGCAUUUGUUGACUGAACCUCUAAUAAGCUUGCUUAGUUUAUUAAUUUAGCUCGUAUUUAUUAUGGAUCUCGCUUAUUCUUAGGUCGCUAUUUUACAGUUAUAUCUAGGAUAUAUUUUGUUUUGAGUAAUGGAAAUGUAAAGACCAAAGACUACAUUACCAGUUUUUUUUUUUAUGUAGGCGUAAAACAAUUAAUUUAUUAGACUUUCUUUUCGUUACGUAGCUUUUAGUAUUAUUCAUCCUAUCUUUUUAUGGUCAAUCCGGUUUUCCGUUAUAUACACUAAGGAAAGAAAAUGCAUUCGCCUUCGCGCGUAUACUUGUAUACUCUUAUGUAUAUUAUAUCUUCUGGCCAGUCACUAUGAAGAUUUACUGACGCUGUCCGAAGAAUUUUCUAUUGUAGAGAAAAAAAAACUUAUGAUUAAGUACAUUAAAGUUAAUGUAUUGAAUAAAUCUGGCACCUUGAAAUUCGAAAAUUAUGGCUUUUGAUACGAAAGAAAAAUAGACAAAAAUAAUUUGAAUUACUUCUCCUUUUUAAAAACAGAUUUAUUUUUAUUAGUGCGCACAUAAAAGAGGUAGGUAGGGCAAGUAACGCUUAGAUUCAAUUUUAUUGAAUACAGAAAACGAAGGUUUAAUUUAUUAUUAUAUAAAUUCCGAUUUCCGCAAAGAAAUAAUUUCAAUAAUAUCGUAUUAUCGUAUAUAGUAUGUAUAUGAUAUUAUAUAUUAUUAUGUUCGAUAAACUAACCACAUUACUUUUGGGGUCAGAAGGAAAAUUAUGUUAUAAUACAUACAAUAAGGACAUAUUAUAAUAAGGAAAUGUUAUAUAUUUAAAUCAUGGCGCCCGCGCCAUUAUAAUCAAUUAUUUGCUUCUAUUCGAUUUACGCGAUAUUCCAUUUAUUUACGCCAACGCGUUUUUUUAUUACAAAGACGCAAGUUUCUCGGAUUUUUACAACUUUUUAAACAUUAUUAUAUUAUCUACUCUUUUUAAAAUUUCGAAGUGUAUGUGUAAGAAAUUAAUUUUCGGAAUAAUUUAUUAAGUCGAAGAUGGACUUGCUCAUUAUAAAAGGCUAAAUAACGCUUGUUCAAACAAAGCAUGCUUUAAAACUUAGCUUUAAGCUUUCGUGCAAUCAAUGCUUUACAUACUUAUAGAUAAAGUAAAUCAUCUGCAAUUUAUGUGUGGCAAUCGCUUUAUUUUUUAUUUAAGUAUACUUAUAUUUUUCUUAAUUAUUCCAUUAUUAUUAUUUAAUUAAUUAUUUUAGCUAGGCUUUUUUGCAAUGUUUUAUGCUUAUCCUUAGUUCGUUAAUUAUUAUAUUAUCAUGUGCCAAAGUAUUAUUAAUGUUCUUUUUCUGGUAUUGUACUUAUAAUAUAAAAUAAUAGUCAGCUCUUGUACCAAUAAACUUUCGUGUUAUAUUUUUCUAUCACAUUUACAACUGAAAGUGAAUUAUAGCAAUGUAUUACAGAUAUAAUAAUAUUUCAUUGCAUUUUUCAUAAUAAUAUAAGAAAAAUAAGUUUUGAUUAAAUCUAUAAGUAUUAUAAUUAGUGACUAAAAUUUGAAUUAUGGCUGUGUUGAAUUUGAAUGUGAAUUAAAACUAAAUGUAUGUAGUGUAAUAUUAUAAAUUUUACCCUCAUCAUUGUCUACGUACCUUUCAAUGAUCUCUGUGACUAUGUUUAAAUUCAUGUAAUAUCGGUGUUGUGAAAAAUCGUUUAGACUUUCGAGUCUGCUACAGAAAAGUGUUGUUAUUUGUAGUAGGUUUAGUGUAGGAAACAUAAUAUUAUGUGUUUAAACUAUAAACUGUAAUCUCGUAAUUAAUUAUACUUAGAAUACAAAAAAAAAAAAACAAAGUUAUAAAAUGUUUCACACUUCUCUCACAUCGACUCUUAAUAUUGUUUAUUUUUAUCAUAUUCCAGUUAAAUUUUAAAAUGUCUUAUAAUGUAAACCCGCCCUUUCCAUUCCACGCUUUUUCAGUUUUUUGACAUUUGCGUGCUAUUUGUUAUACUUAUGUAACUUUGUAGAUAUUAAACGAUGAGUUACUAAGCAACGU